This is a messenger RNA of Etheostoma spectabile (orangethroat darter), 4092 nucleotides long. It is a transcript of the gene rap1gapa, whose product is annotated as RAP1 GTPase activating protein a. The transcript is spliced from 26 exons. NCBI's taxonomy places the organism in Eukaryota, Metazoa, Chordata, Actinopteri, Perciformes, Percidae. Gene Ontology annotation, cellular component: cytoplasm. Bases 179 to 2461 code for a protein of 760 amino acids. Gene Ontology annotation, biological process: regulation of small GTPase mediated signal transduction. Gene Ontology annotation, molecular function: GTPase activator activity. The record is from RefSeq and is a predicted model, not a curated record.
CCGUGCGUCUGAGCAAGGAAGAGGCAGGGCACGUUAGCCGAGGCUGCGGGUGUGGAGCUCAGACGGCAGGCAAAGCAUACGAACACACACAUUUCCACACACACAUGCUCAGUCAGCGCAAGUGACACAAGUGCUGGCUCCAUUGAGUUGACUGACUCACUGCUAUCCAUUAGCCGGCAUGCCGCAGAGAAAGAGGAGUUUCACUUUUGGAGCCUAUGGAGGAGUGGACAAGACUUUCUCCAAGGCCAGAAGCUUAUGGAAACAAGAUGGGAGUGACCCUCGGAUUUGUGCAACACUAGAGCCCCAGCUGUUUCAGCCUACACUCCCAUACACCACGUCACCAUUCCACAAGACUCCUGAUUUAUUUGCAAUGAUUGAAAAGAUACAGGGCAACAGGAUGGAUGAGCAGAGGUGCACCUUUCCUCCCCCACUCAAGACAGAGGAGGACUACAUUCCAUACCCAAGUGUCCAUGAGGUGUUGGGCAGAAAAAGCCCCUUUCCUCUUAUCCUCCUCCCGCAGUUUGGGGGUUACUGGAUUGAGGGGACUAACCACGACAUGAGUGACACUGUGGAAACAGAACAGCCGCAGCCUCAGUCUCCAAACACCCGCACCAAGCUGGAACGUAACACAACAGCUACGAUCUUCCGGAAACACUUCUUGGGAAAGGAACACUUUAAUUACUAUUCAGUGGACAGCGCCCUUGGACAUCUGGUGUUCUCUCUAAAGUACGAUGUGAUUGGUGACCAGGAACAUCUCCGUCUGAUGCUCAGGACCAAGCUGAAAACCUACCAUGAUGUGAUCCCCAUUUCCUGUCUGACAGAGUUUCCCAACGUGGUCCAAAUGGCCAAGCUCGUCUGUGAAGAGGUCAAUGUGGACCGCUUUUUUCCUGUCCUUUAUCCAAAAGCUUCAAGACUUAUUGUCACUUUCGAUGAACAUGUGAUAAGCAACAAUUUUAAGUUUGGGGUCAUUUAUCAAAAGUUUGGACAGACUUCAGAGGAAGAGUUGUUUGGCAACAGUGAAGAAAGUCCUGCCUUUGUUGAAUUCCUGGAGUUUCUAGGAGAGAAAAUUGAGCUGCACAACUUUAAAGGUUUCCGCGGAGGGUUGGACGUGACUCACGGGCAGACUGGCACUGAGUCUGUCUACUGCAACUACCGUAACAAAGAGGUCAUGUUCCACGUGUCUACAAAGCUGCCUUACACAGAUGGGGACACCCAGCAGUUGCAGAGAAAGAGGCACAUAGGGAACGACAUUGUGGCCAUCUUAUUCCAAGAGGAAAACACUCCCUUUGUACCGGACAUGAUCGCCUCCAACUUUCUCCAUGCCUACAUUGUGGUCCAAGUGGUGAACCCCUGCUCUGACAAUGUUCUCUACAAGGUGUCCGUGACAGCACGGGAUGAUGUACCUUUCUUUGGCCCGGCCCUCCCAAACCCAGCUGUCUUUAAAAAAAGCACUGAAUUUCAUGAAUUCCUUUUUACAAAGCUCAUCAAUGCAGAGUAUGCCUGCUACAAAGCUGAGAAAUUUUCCAAAUUAGAGGAACGAACGAGGUCGGCCUUGUUAGAGACCCUUUAUGAGGAGCUCCAUGUGAACAGUCAGGCCAUGAUGGGUGUUGCAGGAGAUGACGACAAACUGGAAAAUGGGAGUGCAGGAGGAGGGGGCUUCUUUGAGUCCUUCAAGCGGGUGAUCCGCAGCAGGAGCCACUCUAUGGAUGCCACGGGUCUUACUUUCAAGAAGCCACACACAUUCUCCACUAGCUUCAACAGCAGCUUUAACCACGAGCCCGCAGACAGCCCCAAAUUUCCAGGGAUAUCAUUGCUUGUCCCAGGCAAAAGUCCCAGUAAAUAUGGACGUCGAGGCAGUGCCAUAGGGAUAGGAACAGUAGAAGAGUCUUUGAUUGUCCCAGGGAAAAGCCCAACCAGGAAAAAGUCUGGUCCUUUCAGCUCCAGGCGAAGCAGUGCAAUUGGUAUUGAAAACAUCCAAGAAGUCCAUGAGAAGAGUCGAGAGAGCUCCCCAUAUACCCAGAAGACCCCUGACAGCGGUCACGUCUCUCAAGACCCCAAAUCUGACAACUCAUCCAAUCAGAGCUCCCCUGAAGUGCUUACAACCACCAAGAACAGUUCUUAUCUCGGUGGCAGGGCCCCAUCCAUCCCAGAGGGUCAUGACCUCUCCCGCUCCUCCUCCAACGCUAGUAGCUUCGCCAGUGUGGUGGAGGAGAACGAAACAGAGGCCACAGAGGACUAUGACACAGGCAUGGAGAGUCUGUCGUCUGCCGGGACACCACACAAGCGAGACUCCUUCCCCUACAACACCUGGCUAGAGGACAACAUUAGCAGCACCUGUACCAGCAGUCAUGGGAGCUCCCCAGGUGAGACAGGGCCUGGGAAACAUGAACGAGGGAAGGGGACAGAUGUCCGUAUUAAACUGGAACGACCACACGACCAUCAGUCCUCUUCGAACUGUUAACUCCACCCAUCUGGUUGUAUCCUGGAUCUCCAUCUUCAGCAUUCCCAUAAGUCACAAUCCCACUGGGAGGUGAGACAAGUGCAGGCGUUUGCCAUGACCAAUGAGGAGGAGGACAAAGAUGAGGAAGAUGAGGAAGACUAGAAAAGGCAGGUGGAGCCUGGCCAGUCUGCUGCAGGGUGCAGCAUACCCAGAAACAUGGAGGACAAUGGGGAGGAGGACACACAAAGAGGAGCCAGAUUUUGCACAGUGAUGUUUCCUUCCACUCUUUUCUUUUCCUGUUCUGUUGCUUACAUGUAGGUGUAUGUUUUUCUUUCCCACACCAUUUGUUUCAAAAGAGCACCUUUUCUAUCUACACCUUCCACGGUUUUAUUUGUAAGAGUUAUCACUGUGGUUUAUUUUGUCUUGUUGAAGCCCAGGUUUGCUGGCCAUACAGGGUAAAGACAGUGCCAUUGAGCUCUUUGUAGUCAUUCUGAGAAGGACUUUUGCUAAAACAUAGAGAAGAUAAUUGCCUGGAUGGUUUCACCAAAUCAACAAAGGUUUCGGCUCAAUAAAGAUCUCUUAUGUAUACAUAAUAUAAAAUAUUCAACAUCAAAGUUGGAUAUAUUUUAACAUCUAAUGUGAUAUAGAAUUGAGAUCUUUUGCAUGCUGUUAACUGUGAUUACUUUCUUGGUAAGAUAGGAAAAAUAGGACUGUAUAGUUGCAGCAAAACAAUUGUACUCUUUCCUUUUACAAGAUCAGAUAUCCAACUCGACACCAAAGGACACAGUGGAGAAAGCAAUGCAUCGCAGAUAACAUGGCCUUAAAACUUAAACAUGCAAUUUCUUUGUCCCUCAGAUUUAUUUUACCUCACUUGUUUAACUCGCUUGUUCUGCAGCUAAUAAUGGGAUUGCACUAUGAGAUUAACUGUAAAACUUCUAUCUGCUUUGUCCGUCUUGUUUGUUGGUGAAGAGACCAGUCUCUUCAUUAUGUUCACCUUUUCUUCUCUGUAAUAUAUGUCUUUAUUUAUUGAUUUGGUUCCUGUUGCACUGGCAUUUAUAGCAUACAUCUGUUAUCCUGCAGCUCUAUGGUGACUACAUUCAGCAUCCUGCCAUAUGCUUCUACUGUAUUUGUUGCUUUGGAGUAAAUUAUAAUGUUAUCAUCUGUAAAGCUCGGUCUAUUUUAAGGGCCACAUAUCUUUCAGUGCAGUCUAUUUACAGUGCAAUUAUAAUAAAACAGUGAACAUUUAUUUGCUUUUAAUGUGAGAAAAUAACUCUAAAUACAACUACUGAUUUUGUAAAUACCUAUUAAGUUGGAUGACAGUGUAAAAUGUAUAGGUUAUUGAUUUAAAAUGGGAUUGACCAAUACCUUAAAAUUACUGCCAAGUUGACAAUAUAUUGUUUUAUUUCUUGUACCUUUACUUUAAUAUUAUUUUAAGAGAGUUUUGUAGGAGAGAUAUUUUAAAAGCUAUUCAGACUAUACUGUAAAAGGGAAAUCUCACAGUACAUCCUGCUGAUCAUUUCAGUUGCCUUAUCACAAACUGAUGGUGUAAGUACACAUAGUGAAGCUAAAAGUUAACAGCCAGCAGGAUUUACAAUGAAAUGGAUGUUUUGUUGUUGUUAUUUUUAUUGUAAAUAAAUGCCCUGAGAACUUUA